GAGGUUCACCCAAAGCCCCACGAAAGGAAACACAAACCAAAUAAACAGUGUGGCCGUGGUCUGUCAGACGAAAGCUCACAACACGCAGCUCUGUUUUCGCAUAGCAAAUACUGCGCACCGUUUUAACACUCUCUCGAGAUUAUUCUUCCUCGAUAAAGCACGGUACGUCUUAUCUCAUCUCCUCCCGUGUCUGAUCCUCGAAAAGCAGCAGUAUGCCACCAGUGUCCAAUCGGUCCAACGCAAUCAUGGAUCUCGCUGAUGACCAACGAUUCGCACUCAUGAAGUUUCGCCGCAGUGUUUCUGACUGUCUACAGCCCGGCCAGGGCGAUCCAUAUCUUUUGCGGUGGCUCAAAGCUAGGAACUUCGAUGCUGUGGCAGCGGAAAAAAUGUUGCGAGAGUCGUUGCAGUGGCGUGCAAAAUGGGAUGUCGACCGUCUCUUGACUCACUGGGAGCCUCCUCUCGCCCUAAAACAGUUUUUCCCGAGCGGCAUCUGCGGCACUGACAAAGACGGUGUACCCAUAAUCCUAGUGCCGUUCAGCGGUCUGGACAUCUGGGGUCUGCUCCAUUCAGUUUCAAAGACCGACUUCAUUAGGAUGACUGCGAUGACACUGGAGAAGUACUUGCAGGAGGCUGCGGAAAACCUGAAGAAAGCAGGAAGUCCCUCUUGCGCGCCUACUUUGAUUGCCGUCAUGGACAUGGAAAACUUCUCUAUCAAACCUUACACUUGGAGACCAGCUGGAGAGGUGGUGCUCAGCCUCAUUCACAUGUAUGAAGCAAAUUACCCCGAAAUUCUAAAGGCCUGCUACAUCAUCAAUGCUCCGAGCAUUUUCUCGGUUGCGUUCUCCAUCGUGCGACCCUUCCUGCACGAAAACACCGUUCAAAAAAUUCACAUCUUUAGCAGCAAUGCGCGCAAGUGGAAGGCAGCGCUAAUGGAAAAUAUAAGCACUGACCAAUUGCCUGCGCAUUAUGGUGGAACACAAGUUGGAAUCAACGGAGACACAAAGUGCACACACAAGGUACACCAAGGUGGAAAAGUUCCAAAGAAUAUGUAUCAAAAGUUGGAAGAUUUGAAAGAUGAAAUUGAAGGCGCUUGGACUUCUGCCAACGUCAAGAAGGGCGAUAAACUUCAGCUGCAAUACGAUGUUGUAGAACCUGGGUCAUAUUUGAAAUGGGAAUUCCGUACUGAGCAGCAUGACAUCCAGUUUGCUGUAUAUCGCUGCUCUAGUGAUGGCUCACGCCAAGCUGUGGUUGAGCCCCGUAAAGUGAAUUGCCAAGACAAGAAUGCGCCCGAGAUAGGAGUUGUUACAUGCGACGAUGCACCAGCUAAAUACGUAGUUGAGUUUGACAACUCACACAGCAUGCUGAGGACCAAGAAAGUACACUACCAGAUCGUUCUUGCUCCACCCCUUACUAGUGCAGACAGCCUAGUGGACAGUCUUGCAUCUAUUGCUGUCAACUAAUUGAAUAAUUUUGCUUUCUGGUAAUAUGCAUCAAACGUUUGAUUUGUUUCAUCGACAACGACAAGACUUAUGAUCCAUGUUGAAAUUGUAUUUUUACUGUGAUAUUGAUAUUCCUCAACUUAGUUGUUGAUUCCCAGUGCACUUAUACAAAAGAUGGCAUCUUUAAUCACUCUAUAACUUUGUUUAAAAAUGUUUUGCGUGUGAUUUUUUGGCCAAUACAUAAUCUUGGGGAAUUUAAAGGUGUUUUUUUGCUUUAAUAGGAAAACUAUUAUAUAUAAUCAUCCUCCUAUAUUUACAUUGUGUACAUUCGAACCAAUAUUCCCUACCUCCAUGUAAGAUAUUUACAACGCAAUCAUAGCACAAAAAUAGAAUUGAUAGAGUAAAGCUUUAUUCAGAAAAGCCUUCAUCGCUAGAGAAGCAACGCAACUGUGACAAUGACCAAAACUUUUAUAGAUUCUCAAUGCCUUCUAGGGCUAUCUUAAUAAUAUUCUCUCCAUUGCCAUCAUGGUGUGUUAUCGUAACAUACUGUGCAGCAGCAGCAUCCUCUUCCUCUCGGUGGGUGGCCAAAUGUUGCAUGAGAUUUAAUCUGUUGAGGAAUGCUUUGUCACAGUAUUGACAUACAUUAUGUUCAUCAUUAUCCUGGCUAUGUGAAAUUGCUAUGUGCUGGUUCAGUUUCGUAGAAGUGUUGAACGUGCUUUCACAAACAGAACAUCUGCAAGACAAAAAUCAGUUUUAAAAGAUGAAGAAGAUUUAUCAAGACUAAUUUUAGGAAUAAUAAUGAUGCCAACACAGCAGAUGAUUGCCGCAUCUAUUAAGAGAUUGUGUAUAACACAGGAGUCAUUGCAUCUAUGUUUGCACUGUAAUCACAUUGGCUUACCUGAAUUCGUGAAGAACCUGGUGCAUUUUUAACUCAUGUUGGCGAAGAAGAGCUUCGUAAAUGUAGUGCUUAUCUUUGCAGAUCUUGCAAGAGAAUUUCUUCAUCCCAUGGAAAUUCUCCUUGUGUAGAAUGAGCUCUGACUUGGUGGGGAACACUUUGUCGCAUUCCCUGCAGAUUUGUCUCCUAGGUUUGCCUUUUUCUAGGAGCAAAAUUAUUAUUAUUUCAACUAAGCAAAGCAAAAUAAACAUACUCUUGAG
This is a messenger RNA of Cloeon dipterum, 2594 nucleotides long. Its product is annotated as SEC14-like protein 2. The transcript is spliced from 10 exons. Gene Ontology annotation, cellular component: cytoplasm. Lineage: Eukaryota; Metazoa; Arthropoda; Insecta; Ephemeroptera; Baetidae. Bases 213 to 1460 code for a protein of 415 amino acids. The record is from RefSeq and is a predicted model, not a curated record.